GGGGCGCCGCCGAGACCCGCCCCCGGACCCACGUGGUUCUAGCAGCUCGCUGCUUCCUGCUCCGCGGGCGGCCCAGCUAUGGGCGAACCUUCGGCGGACGUGUGCGCCUUCCUCCUGGAGCACCCGAGCCUGCGGCUGGAGCCUGGCGCAUGCAGGGUGAGGUGCGCGCUGACGGGCCACGAGCUGCCCUGCCGCCUGCCCGAGCUCCAGGUCUAUACCCGCGGCAAGAAAUACCGGCGGCUUGUCCGCUCCUCCCCGGCCUUCGACUACGCCGAGUUCGAGCCGCACAUCGUGCCCAGCACCAAGAACCCGCACCAGCUGUUCUGCAAACUCACCCUGCGGCACAUCAACAAGGCCCCAGAGCACGUGCUGAGGCAUACCCAGGGCCGGCGGUACCAGAGGGCACUGCAGAAAUAUGAAGAGUGUCAGAGGCAGGGGGUGGAGUAUGUUCCCGCCUGCCUCCCGCACAAGAGGAAGAAGCGGGAAGACCAGGUAGCCAGAGAUGGGCCGCCUUGCACCAGAGAAGCCUUCUGGGAGCCCACGUCCAGUGAUGACAGUGCAGCCCCAAGUGACAGUGACAGCAUGGCAGACCUGUACCCACCUGAGCUAUUCACCAGGAAGGAGCUGGGAGGACCCAAGCAUGGAGACAGCACUGGUGGCUUUAUGACAGAAGAGGGGGACAGGGAGCCCAGGUGCCCAGAGACGGGCCCUGCGGACGGAGAGGGGAUGGAAGUGGACCAGGAGCCGGGCCUCAAGCGCAGGAAGAAGCAGCUGGGGUUGCUGAAAAAGAAGUUCCGAAGUCAUCACCGCAAACCCAAGAGCUUCGGUGCUUUUAAACAGUUGAGUUAAUAAAAGUCCCUGGAGAAAGCA
Molecule: messenger RNA, 870 nt
Organism: Manis pentadactyla (Chinese pangolin)
Lineage: Eukaryota; Metazoa; Chordata; Mammalia; Pholidota; Manidae
Gene: SURF2
Product: surfeit 2
Exons: 6
Coding region: 79-849 (256 amino acids)
Source: RefSeq, a predicted model, not a curated record